Molecule: messenger RNA, 2102 nt
Organism: Aricia agestis (brown argus)
Lineage: Eukaryota; Metazoa; Arthropoda; Insecta; Lepidoptera; Lycaenidae
Product: glutathione hydrolase 1 proenzyme-like
Exons: 11
Coding region: 123-1964 (613 amino acids)
Biological process (GO): glutathione catabolic process
Cellular component (GO): plasma membrane
Molecular function (GO): glutathione gamma-glutamate hydrolase
Source: RefSeq, a predicted model, not a curated record
GAGUGCGCUUGAGUGCAUCGAUGGUUCUCGAUGUUUUAAAAAUUAUCGAUACCGGACAUAGUCGAUAUUCAAUGUGAAUGGUGUUGUGCGAUAUUCGAUUUGUCGAUAAGUAAGAAUAAAAAAUGACGAUCCGAAGCAUGACGGUCACUGAGUCAAGGGAUGACAAGGAUAGCAGUUGCUUAAACGGGCCCUACAAAUUGAGGACCAAACUGAUAAUCUCGGUGCUGAUCGUCCUCUUCAUAGCUGGUGGUCUCACCGGGUACUUCCUAGGGCUAACAGACAAGGGCAAGCCCUCGGAGCCUCCAGACCCGGUGCUGCGCCUCCGCCCUUCGGCCUCCCUGCUGCACACGUUCAAGAAGGCAGCAGUCUGCACGGAUAACCCAGCAUGCUCGGAGAUUGGCAGAAACAUCCUUCAACAAAAUGGCUCCGCGGUGGACGCGACCAUCGCGGCCAUGUUCUGCAACGGCCUCCUCAACCAGCAGAGCAUGGGCAUCGGGGGCGGGUUCUUCAUGACGGUCUACAUCAGGGAGGAGGGGAAGGCGUACUCCAUCAUCGCCAGGGAAACUGCCCCCGGCAGCGCCACCGUCGACAUGUACAGCGGGCAGCCGGAUAAGGCGAGAUUUGGCCCCCUAGCCCACGGCGUGCCAGGCGAGGUCCGCGGCAUGUGGGCGGCGUACCAGCGCUGGGGGCGGCUGCCGUGGGCCUCGCUCGUCCAGCCCACUCUGGACUUCUGCGAAACCGGCUUCAACGUGUCGCAGGUCAUGUACGACAUGAUCACCGUCGCGCCGUACGCUAAGGACGAUCCGAUUUUGAGGAGGCAGCUUUUCGACACGAAGGCGAAUAAGUUCCACCCCCCGGGCACGAGGGUCAAACCCAGCGCAGAGUGGUGUAGGACUUUGAAGAUCAUCGCAGAGAAGGGCGGAGAUGAUCUAUACAAUGGAACAUUGGCUGUGGAGCUGCUGGACGACUUGAAGAAAGCCGGCAGCAUCAUCACAGCUGAUGACUUGAAGAAUUACAAAGCAAAAGUAACAGACCCGAUAGCAGUGAAGUUAGCCAACGGUGACACCCUCUACACCCCUCCUCCGCCGAGCAGCGGCGCGGUGCUGGUCAACAUCCUCAACAUCCUCAGCAGCUACAACUUCACAGCAGACAGCAUCAAAGGCCUCGACAAUGAAGUCCUCACAUACCACCGGAUUAUAGAAGCUUUCAAAUACGCGUAUGCGGUGCGCACGAAGCUAGGAGAUACGGACUUCUUGGAUUUACGCGAGUACAUCGCCAACAUAACCUCGCCUCAAUUCGGAAUAGAGGUUCGACAGAAGAUCAACGACACUCUGACCAGCAAUGAUCCAGAAUACUACGGCGCGGAGGGGUACAGCAAGGACGACCACGGCACUGCGCAUAUAUCUGUGAUGGCCGACAACGGGGAUGCGGUCUCGCUCACUAGCAGUAUUAACUAUUACUUCGGCGCCGGCUACGUGACGGAAAAAACCGGCAUCAUCCUCAACGACGUGAUGGACGACUUCUCAUCGCCAGGGUUCACCAACCAGUUCGGGCUGCAGCCCUCGCCGGCCAACUUCAUCGCGCCGGGCAAGCGGCCGCAGUCAUCCAUGUGUCCCAGCAUCAUCGUGGAUAAAGACGGCAAUGUCAGACUGGUGAUCGGCGCCGCGGGCGGCACGAAGAUUACCACUGCUGUUGCACUGGUCGCUAUCAGAAAGCUGUGGUUCGGUGAGACGGUCAAAGAAGCCAUCGAUCAUCCGAGAUUCCACCACCAGUUGAUUCCCAUGACCAUCAACUAUGAAUUUGGUCUUACACAUGACAUACUAGACGGCCUAAGGAGUAAAGGGCAUAACACCACGCGGUACCGCGACCGAGGGUCCAUAGUAUGCGCCCUCUACAAGAACAAAACGGCGAUUUACGCCAACUCAGACUUUAGAAAAGGAGGUGAUGUAGCGGGCAUGGACUAGACUUUAAAGAGAAUAAAAACGCGUUUUAGUGUCAUGAUUUAUAAUGAAUUGCGCGCACACGGAAAUUACUGGCACCCGGAAAGAAUCCACAGAUAACAUUUUUUUUCUUUAAAAAUUCUUAAGCCGCUGAACCGAUUU